This is a messenger RNA of Aspergillus chevalieri, 1503 nucleotides long. RefSeq lists its product as uncharacterized. NCBI's taxonomy places the organism in Eukaryota, Fungi, Ascomycota, Eurotiomycetes, Eurotiales, Aspergillaceae. Gene Ontology annotation, cellular component: cytoplasm. The transcript is spliced from 3 exons. The record is from RefSeq and is a predicted model, not a curated record. The coding region runs from base 1 to 1503 and encodes 500 amino acids.
AUGCCACUGCUAGGCACCUUUCAAGGUCGUACGGGAACCGAGGAGUUCUGGACUGUGAUAGCUCCAAUGGUGUUAUUCCCGACUUGGCACACACUGCUGUUCACAGUUUCUGAUCCUCCAGUUGAUGGUCAUUGCUCCAAACUGCAAGCGUCAAAACAAAAAUUAGGGAAGCAGCCGCAGCAUGCAGUGGAGAACCCCCUGCGGCUGUUUUUUACUCUCCUACAGGAUGUGGCGAAUGGCGUAGACGCUGGUUAUUCCCAGACUGGAUACCCCGGAAUCGAUUUUUCCUCAAAGAGACGACAUACCAAUCUGCAGCCGGGUGGAACCAAGAUCAAGGAUCAUCCAGACGGCAUUCAGCCUGCUCCUACCUCCUCAGUGUCAGUGAGUGAACCACGUCGCGUUACCCGUGGCGCCCUCUGUGCUAUAAUGAUAGAUCAUUUCACACGAGGACUCUCCUGGAUGAAGGCUAUGGAGAAAAGUGAAUGGAAAGGCGGCGUCUCCAGCAAAGCCCUAGCCCUCAUUGCCACACAUCCCUCACUGAGCAGUGAGAAGCACGUGACUUUGGUUGUCACACCCACAGGGCUUGUCCCGCAAUGGAAACAAGAGAUCCAGCAGUCCCUCAACUGUUGUGAAUAUCGGCGCUGCAUCUACAUUGGCUAUAAUGAAGGAGCGACUGGAGCCGACUGUUUCCAUCUCGACCACUAUGACAUCGUAUUCAACACCUUCAGAGUGAUUGCAGUGGAGAUGAAAGCUGAUUCGCAUGAUCAGGCAUCCCAUCUGGCUUGCAGUCAAAUACAGGACCUCAAUUCAACCACCGCGCAGCAGGGUCUCAUGCGAACAAUUAUGCUGUGCCAGAUGAAGAUGUCAACCAUCCACGGUCGACCCAUUCUUCAGCUACCUGAGAUGAGAAUUCAGAAGGUUUACAUAAUGUUUAAUCACGAACAGCAAAUUGUGUACAAGAGUUUGCAGAGCUGCACAUGGGUCCACUUCUACCAGUGCCUGGACGACGUGAACGACCAUUGCAAUGUAUCUCACAUGCUGGGAUUCUUAGGCUCUUACACCAACUUUGGAAAGCUUGCUUAUUCAUUUCUUGCUUCCAACGCUGUGCUUGCCUCCGGUGACUGGCCACGGUGGGGUGAAAGACAUGAGCAUUGGACUGCAGACACCCUGCAGUUCUCUGAGGUUGAGGUCAUCCGCCUCCACGACCACCAGAGUAUCUGGGAGUGCCUGGCCUGUACCACCAGCGUAGAAAACCCUAUCGCGUCUACUCCAAGCAGUCAUGGUGCCCUUCCUGGAGAAUAUCAUAGCCAGAUUACUUAUCCAACUCUGUCGACAGAACAAAAUAUUGGCGGGACUGCUGUCAAUGAUUUGGGACAGGCUGGGCGCUUGGCUGAAUUUUAUCUCCACAGUAAGGCGUCCACGAUCCCUGGACGGCAGUAUCAACUGGGUCUCAGCCAAACCAACGACAUUGAAGGAACCUUUGCACGGUCGCAGCAGCGAUAA